AUUAAAUCAUAUAGAAUAAGAAAAUAGAAGGAUACUGUGUACUUAGUAUUAAGGCGGAGGACACGUUUUUUUACACAAUGGAUCAUAGCUAUAUGUUGGAAUUGAAUACACCAACCGAACCGUCGGUGGAGAAAUUGGUGGACGAUCAAAAAGCGUCAACGAUAUUGGAUUUAUCGAAAAAAGGCUUGAAAAAAGUGCCUAAAACGGAAGAUGCAGAACAUGUGAGAGAGCUCAUUCUGGACGAAAAUUUAUUGCAAAAAAUCGAUAAUGUCGAUUCUUUCCUAAAAAUUGAAAAGAUUUCACUAUGCAAGAACAAUUUGCUGCGAAUGUAUGGAUUGAAUCGGUUGCAUCUUCUUCAAGAGAUGAAUUUAUCGAACAACAGUAUUGUCACAAUUGAAGGACUCAAAGAAUUGGUACAUUUGCGAUAUUUAAAUUUGCAGGGCAACAAUAUCAAAUGCGUUGAGCAUUUAAACGCAAACAUUCUAUUAGAGUAUCUAAAUUUGGCUGAAAACAGCAUUGGCAGCAUAUCGGACAUCUCGCCGCUGAAAAAUUUAAAGGAAUUGUACUUGCAUGGGAAUCGAUUAACUCAUUUACGACAAUGUGAUCGCUAUCUACCUGUAUCGAUACAAACACUAACACUGGACCACAAUAAUAUUUCGGAUUUAAAUGAAAUUUGUACGCUAAGCGGCUUAACGUCACUCAACAGCAUUUCCAUCCAAGAAAAUCCAUGUGUUCAAAUGACGAAUUCAGUUUUCAUUUAUAAGAAUACUGGCUUCGACUAUCGACCAUUUGUGCUGAAUUGGUGCAUGACUGUCAAAGUAAUCGAUGGAUUUGCUGUUAAUCCAAUUGAAAGUCUUAAAGCUGAAUGGUUAUAUAGCCAAGGACGUGGUCGACAAUUUCGUAUCGGUGAACAAGUUGAUUUAGCAAAGUACUUGAGUUCCGUGUGUCCGCUUACCGGUGAGGCGCUCGAAAACGAAGAAGACCGCAAAUUGAGACUCAUUUUAAGUAAAGCACAACAACAUCAACGACAACUUAAAGAAGAGAUUUCGGAACACUCAAAUUCAUCGGCCAAUAACUCGCCAUCAACGAAUCGACGUCGUGGCACAUCGAAUCGAAUACAAUCACCAAGAGUUUCACGCUUGGGUCGAGCCAAUUCCGGUUCACCAGACUCAAUGUCCAGCAGCUAUCACGGAAAUACAUCGUCAUCGAUGAACAAUGACACAAACACAUUGAUCCAAAUGUCAUCGUCUUUAAUUGAGAAUGUAAAUGCCGAAAAAGGUAACAUAAUGGUCCAAAGUCUAGAUCCAACCAUUUUGAGUUCGCCACCGAUAAAACUAACGUCAGAGUCAAAUAAUGUUCGUUCAAUAAUACCGCAAAUCAAUGACUAUCAAACACGCCAAUGUCCAUUGGUUGCUACAUCAAAAAUCGUGCCAGUGCCAGAGACACUGAUGAGUCCUGAUUGCCCUCCAUCCAAUGUUGUUCAUGCAAGCGUUAUUCAUUCGACACCAACUCAACCCAAAUCCGAAAUAUCCUUGCCAAAUCAAAAGGUUACCGCAAUUAAAUCCACUAAAGAGUCAAAACUAAUGUCACCAAAAAGUCGUACAUCGUUGACUAAAAAGCAGGAAAAAUCGCCCGUUUUAAAUGUACGCAAAAAUAACUCAAUUAAUACGGCACUAAAGGCAAACCAAACAACUAACCAAAUACACAAUGAAACACUUCAACAAAAGAAAACGUUGGCACAGAAAACACAAUCGCCACCACCACCCGCACAAGCUCCAGCAUCAAAGCAACCGGCCAGUUAUACAGUAACACCUGACAACAUGAGCAAUGUCAGUUCAGAUGAUGACAGCGACCAUUUUAGCGCCGACAAACUCAAAACCAUAAGAAAUAAAGCAGCACAAAGAUCUCAGGAACAUAGUCAAUCAAAAGAUAAUACCGAUGCAAGUUCAUCUAAACCAAAGCUUAUUAAUCAAAAUUCAACUGAAGAGUCGGCUAUUGUGAUUCAGAAGGUAUGGCGCGGUUAUAAUACACGCAAGAUAAACAAGCACAUUGCUGAGAGUCUACAGAAGAAUAGAACUCAACAGCAUAUUGAAAAAUUGUCACAUGAUAUGGAAACAACGAAAGUUGCACUGGAAAAUGAACGAAAAAUUCAACAGCUUCAGAUGCAGGCAAUAAAUGCCUUGUGGAAGAAAGUGUCAACACUGCAGCCAGCAGCAAGUGCAAUUGAUUCGUCCGCAACGAGUGCAAAUUCAAGCGGUUUGGAACCCAAUUCAACUGCUGUGGUACAAGAUUUGGCGAAAACAUGCUCGGUUUUGACUAAUCAGGUGCAACAGUUGCAAGGAUCAAUGCGUGAUAUAAUCCAGUGCAUGAGUGUGUUAUGCAAAAUACCGAGUCAAAAAAAUGAGUCCGGCAUGGAGGAGAAAAAACCCGAAGUAAAAGAUAGUUCAAGUACACAAACUGAAAUUGUCGCCGUUCAUACUCCGCAAGUCGAGAAUUUACCAUUUCCAUUUGCUAGUAAAUUGCCACGACCAUCAACACUAUCGCUGACCGAUUCGAAUGGCUCUAGCACAUCGAUUCGCAAAAUAUCGGAACGUGACGGCGAAGAAACUACAGACAGUGAGAAGAAAUUAGAUACAGUCGAGUCAACGAGCACCGAUAACAAAGAUGAAACACCCGAAAUAUCAGCCAAAAGUGAUGGUGAUGAAAAACAAUCGAAACUAAAUGAUUAAAUAAUUUGAUAAAAAUGAACUUUUAAUCGCAUAGCGAAUUUAAACAUAAAUUAAUUUAAGAAUAUGUUUCGUGAUUUUAAUUCGACGAACUAUUAACAUUAAACGUACUCCAGCUCUCCUGUACAAAACAAAUGAUAAUUUUGCCGUUUGAAAGAUCUAUCUACUACGAUUGUUAGAUAAAACAAAUCCAUAACAAUUGCAUGUGAAAAUGGCAAUUUGGUCGCUUCAGAAAAAAUCUCUUGAUACCAAAAGAAAGUCAUUCAUCCCUCCGGUAUUGAUGUACAUCAAAUUAGGCAUUAUUUUAUGAUUAUAUAUGGCGACAUUUCAAGCAACAAAUAAGCUUUCGACUAAAACAACUUUAAAAACUGUUACGAACAUUUUUUGUGUGUUAGCUUCAAGUGUGAGCAUAUUAAGCCAAAGCAUUGAGAAAAAAUUUUUACAAAACAACAAAAAAAAAAUUGUUAUUGCCUCAGCACGAUCUAGUUAAGUCCAAUCUGCAUAAGUGGAAAGCAACACACGUUUGCUGCAUUCAGUUGUUACAAUGAAGAAAAACAAACAUUUUUAUAGCGCACGCUUUGAUGGUGACUUAUAUUCAUUUUUUUAAGCAAAAUCGACAAACAUAUUUUAUAAUGAUGAUUUUUUUAAAAUGCAAAACAACCAUUUCAUACAAAAUAUUGCGUUUAAUUCAAAUUGAUUUUGUUUUAAAUGAUCCGAUUUAAAAAAAAAUUGUAAAAUCCUAGAUUAAAUAGACCUAGAUUAAUUUUGUUCGCUUUUUAUUUGCAAGCAAUUCAUUUUUAGAUAAAACAAUAAUGUUCAUAAUUAUUGAUUUUGCGACCAGUAUUCAAAAUUAGCAUUUUAGUUAUUCAAUUGAAUACUUUCCAUUUGUUUAAUUGUGAUUAUUGAUUAGACAAACGAUCGAAAACCAAAUUACAGAAUGAAACAUAGAAUCUAAUAUGCAAAGCGCUUUCAUUAAGAAAAAAAAACAUUCACAUUAUCUCAUAGAAUUCUAACACACUAGACGAUAUCGUUGAUAUUACAUAGCUUUUGAUUUAGAUGUGAUUUAACACUGGUUCGAUUUUUGGGAGAAAACAAAAUUCACAAAUCAACCAAGCCAAGAGGUAUUCAUUGUUCUUUUGAUGACAUUGACGUAGAAGGUGUCAGUAUUAUCGUUUAGCUCUAGUUUAAAAGAUAUGUAGCGGCAACUUUUCGAUGACAAUUUCUCUUUUUUUUGAACACACCUAUGCUCAAUCUAAUCACCCUGCUGCUGAUAGCCAUUACAUCUGAAUUGGUGAACUGUGGUACACUAUCAAUGACUGAUCAGCAGCAGUAAGCAUUUAGUUCGUGCAUUGGUCCUUUUAAAAGGUCAAAUAAAUUAUCAUGUAGUCUUCUGUGGCUCUAUUUUGCUAAAUAUUGCCAGAUAUCUCUACUCAAUAUCCCUGUACGAAUUACAGUACAUUAUUAAGGGUGAGGUUUUUUCACAGCAUUUUUGCCGGUAUUAUCUGAAAACUAGAGCUGAAAUUGUUUCAAACCCUUUUAGAAUCAGAAGUUCAGAAUGACCUGGUGGUUUGUUUGUGUAAAAGAAUGACUAUAUGAUGUUCUUCACUGUCACAGUGUGAAACAAUUUGGUCAUUUUUUGUAUUAAACCAGUAUUUUCAGAUAUACUUUCAUUUGAUUUUUUAUUUUGUUUCAUUUUAAAAAGGCAAUAAUUUUAUUUCAAUUUA
Messenger RNA from Contarinia nasturtii (swede midge), 4450 nucleotides. RefSeq names its product centrosomal protein of 97 kDa (gene Cep97). Lineage: Eukaryota; Metazoa; Arthropoda; Insecta; Diptera; Cecidomyiidae. Gene Ontology annotation, molecular function: protein binding. Bases 78 to 2729 code for a protein of 883 amino acids. The record is from RefSeq and is a predicted model, not a curated record. The transcript is spliced from 12 exons.